ACCAGCGCGUGCGUGGCGAGGCGCAUUUAGACAUGCGAUGACAGCGGUUUCAGUCAGUGCGAGCAGGCAAGGCAGUGCAGCAAUCAAACAGCAAGUAAUUCUCACUUGGGAAAUUCCGACAGAUCUAGGCUUUGCGUCCGAUGGUUUGGUUUAAAAUCAAUUCAUUAGCCAACCAAGUCUGAGCUAAGUGAAUUCUUGGAAUCUUGGAGACGGCCUGAUUUUGCCGUUUUGCAGGGACGCCGCCCCGACUAGCAGUGGCUUGAGUGGGUAAAACUUGCUGUAACCCAGGGCAGGUACCUCUUUACAGCAGUCACCAAGAAAGACAAGCUCCAUGGUAAUAAAAACACUGUUCUGGGAUGAUCACAAUAACCACAUCAAUCCCAGAUUCAACAUCAGAUUGACUGUCUCAUGGAAAGCCCUAUUGAUCGGACGGUGACAUAGCCGCUUCUUUUUACUCGCCAAAUAUAUGCAAUGACACUUUCUUAGGCGUCACAGGAUCCCAGGAAAAAUCACAAUGCCUGCUCUCGAAAGAACCAAUUCAUGUACAGACAUUGAUUUCACGCUCAGACGCCAGUUCAAAAAAUCCCACUUCAGAAAACAUCAGAAGGAAAUAAUAUUGGCUGCCCUUGACAGGCACGAUGUCUACGUACAAGCGGCCACAUCCUUCGGGAAGAGCUUGUGCUUCCAGCUUCCUGCUGUGAUUGACCAAGGCAUCACGAUCGUCAUCUCACCACUUCUCAGCCUCAUGAUGAAUCAAGUCAAGGCUCUUCGUGAUUCUGGCGUGGAUGCGCGGACUCUAAACAGUAACACACCGCAAGACGAGAAGGAGCAUAUCUACCUGGAUCUUGCCUCGGGUCAUCCUCGGACACGUCUUUUGUAUGUGACUCCAGAGCUCUGCUCAGGAGACUUCUUCCGUAAGCGGCUUCAACUGGUUCACGAGCAAAAGGAGUUGGCACGCAUCGUCGUUGAUGAGGCCCAUUGCAUCUCGGAAUGGGGCCACGACUUUCGAAAAGACUACAAACGACUAUCAUGGUUCCGGGAAGCCUUUCCCGAUGUCCCGGUCAUGUGCCUCACUGCAACUGCCAACGAGCGAGUCCGCAGGGAUGUUCUAGCCACGCUUGGUCUCGUCAAGACUGGCAACCCUAGCCCGGCCAGGUUGAAGCAGUUCACAACGACAGCCCACAGACCCAACCUCCACCUCGAGGUGCGCUUCACUAGCGAUGAGGCGAACGACAGGUAUUCAGACUUUGUACAGUGGCUUCAGGACGUCUACGAACGCAGGAGGGAAGACGAGCGCAGGACGGAGUUGGAGGGUAGCAACGAACGCGUUGAGGCCGUUUCGGGAAUCAUUUACACCAUCAGUCGAAGUGAGUGCGAGUCCCUCGCGGCCUCACUGAGGGAGGAUGGGAUUGGCGCCCGGCCAUUCCAUGCCAAGCUUUCCAAGCAAACCAAAGAGAGCACACUGGCCAAGUGGAUCACAAAUGACCCCGGUUACGAUGUCAUCGUGGCGACUACUGCCUUCGGCAUGGGAAUCGACAAGGACAACGUCCGGUUCGUCGUCCAUUGGCGCUUGCCCAAAUCCUUUGAAGGCUACUAUCAAGAGGCAGGACGUGCAGGGCGGGAUGGCAGAGCGUCGUACUGUUUCCUCUACUACAGUCGGGAGGACCGGGAUAGAACGUACAGCAUGGUCACCCGGGACGCCCAUCAAAAUAGAAGCGGAGACAGUGGCGGUAAUGGCGGUGCCCGCCUCGAAAGUCUAAAUAGGUUGGUGGCAUACUGCGAGGAUACCAGCGGUUGUCGGCAUGCGACAUUGUGUCGAUAUUUUGGUGAAACAAUAGAGCCGUCGUGUGACUUUGCCUGUGAUUGGCAUAGAGAUCCGCAGCUGCUAAAGGACAGGAAGAGACGGGGGCUCGCGACUGAAGAGUACAUAAGUACCCAGCGCCAGGAGGGGAGAUAUGACGAGUAUGGUGACGAUUAUGAUUAGAAUGGAUUUUUGGCAAACCUAAUAUCCAAAAGACAAAAUAUACCCACCUGUUUGCACCACAA
Pyricularia oryzae 70-15 is the source of this 2046-nucleotide messenger RNA. Its product is annotated as ATP-dependent DNA helicase recQ. The coding region runs from base 515 to 1984 and encodes 489 amino acids. Gene Ontology annotation, cellular component: chromosome; cytoplasm. Lineage: Eukaryota; Fungi; Ascomycota; Sordariomycetes; Magnaporthales; Pyriculariaceae. Gene Ontology annotation, molecular function: nucleic acid binding; ATP binding; four-way junction helicase activity. The transcript has 5 exons. Gene Ontology annotation, biological process: double-strand break repair via homologous recombination. The record is from RefSeq and is a predicted model, not a curated record.